Molecule: messenger RNA, 486 nt
Organism: Parastagonospora nodorum SN15
Lineage: Eukaryota; Fungi; Ascomycota; Dothideomycetes; Pleosporales; Phaeosphaeriaceae
Exons: 1
Coding region: 1-486 (161 amino acids)
Source: RefSeq, a predicted model, not a curated record
AUGCUGUACCCUAACCCCAAAACCCCCUCCCCCACAAACCCCUCAUAUCUGCACCCCCGCUACGAAAUCCGCACUCUCACCACCGCCCACGCGCAAUGGGCCGCCGCCCUAAUCGCGCACGCAUAUACCUUCGACUCCCCCGUCUGGCCCGUCCUCUACCCUAUAGACAAAUCCGCCCUCAUGCGCACCGUCUUCACUGCGUGCGCGUACCUCGUGCAGCACCAGAUCGACUCGGGCAUGAGUUUCGGCGUGUUCGACACGGAGUGGACAUACAGCAGUCACGAGGCGGCGCUCGCAGGGGGGAAGUUAAGUUGGGAUGAGGACAUGCGCGAUGAGAGUGGGGUGGUGUUUUUGGCGGGUAUGGAUUUCCCGCUGGUGUCGGUGGCGAUGGGGUUUGAUGCGUGCGAUGCGCUGGAUAUAGAGAGGCUUAUGCCGCUGUUGACGACGUUGCCCGCAUUUCCGGACUUCGUGGGACGAGAAUAUUAG